Molecule: messenger RNA, 1873 nt
Organism: Vespula pensylvanica (western yellowjacket)
Lineage: Eukaryota; Metazoa; Arthropoda; Insecta; Hymenoptera; Vespidae
Gene: Rnf146
Product: E3 ubiquitin-protein ligase RNF146
Exons: 5
Coding region: 258-1223 (321 amino acids)
Biological process (GO): Wnt signaling pathway; ubiquitin-dependent protein catabolic process
Cellular component (GO): cytoplasm; nucleus
Molecular function (GO): zinc ion binding; ubiquitin protein ligase activity; poly-ADP-D-ribose binding
Source: RefSeq, a predicted model, not a curated record
UCAAUUUAAUUAUGUGUGUCAAUUAAUUGAAUUGAAAAAAAUACGAUCUAAAAGAUUCGAAAUCAGAAUUUGAUAAUUUUUCAUGGAAACACAUGUUAUUGCUAUAUAAUUAGUAGUCAAUGUUUAUAGAUGGCGGGAUAGGAAGAUGAGGAAAGUAAGGAAGGCUUAGCCGUGAGAUACGUGUUGAUGUUUACAAACUAAAAGUUUCAUGGAAUUGCAGUUCCAGUAUUGGUGGGUUUUAGAUUAUAAAUUUUGCGAUGGCUCAAGCUAAACAUAAUUUGCCAGAAACAUCUAAUGGUACCUUGAAGGAAAAAGAAAAAGACAAUAACGAAGAUAAAGAAGGUUCUGUUACGAUACCAGAAUGUGCAGUUUGUCUUCAACCUUGUAUACAUCCGGCUAGAUUACCUUGCAAUCAUAUAUACUGCUAUUUAUGUGUAAAGGGUGUUGCUAAUCAUAAUAAAAGGUGUCCUAUGUGUCGUCAAGAAAUGCCAUCUGAUUUUGUUGAAAGACCGCAAUUAGUAGAAAUUGAUGAAGUACAAAAAGAAUUAGAACGACCCGAGGAAGAAUAUCAAUGGUUUUAUGAAGGCAGAAAUGGUUGGUGGAAAUAUGAUUCAAGGAUCAACAAGGAUUUGGAGACAGUGUAUAAACUAGGAUGGUGGCAAUAUGAUCAACGUACAAGUCUUGAAUUAGAAACUGCUUACAAACAAGGAAAGAGGACUUGUGAAUUAUUAAUUGCAGGGUUUUUAUAUAUUGCGGAUUUUGGUUCUAUGCACCAAUUACGUAGGAAUGAUCCUUCUAGGAGAAGAAGAAUUAAACGGGAUUUGUAUAAUGUUCCAAAGAAAGGAGUUGCUGGUUUAAGACUGAAUGCUCAAGAAGAAGAAAUGAUUAGAGAAAUAAGAGGCGCAGAAAGGCCAGCAAGUCCUGAGAGUGAUACAAUAAGUGGAGAUGGUACUAGUACUCCUAUACCUCCAAGUAAUACGCCGCAAACACCGGCUGGUGGAACUGCAAGUGGAGAUGCUACACCAUUAAAUGAUAGAAUAGAUCAAAGAUCAGAUUCUUUACAUCAGGUUCUAGAACAAAUGCGUUCAUUAGUAUUAAGAGAACAUUUAUCAUUUAAUAGUAAUAAUGAUCUUGAAGAAACAGCAGAGGAUGAAUCAAUAUCUGAACAUUCUAUACUUUUUUGCUUACCAACAUCACAUGAAUCAGAUGAAGGUCAUUUGUAGAAAAUAGAGAUAUGAAUUUGACCCUCUUACUUAUUUAUAAUGUAUCAAAUUAUUGAGAAAUGCAACCAAAGAAACAUGUUAUGGUUGAAAAUCACAAAUAUAAUAUCAAGAAAUAAAUAUUAUUCUGUGAUAUGUUACAAUGUGCAGAGGGUCCUUUAAUAUCAGCUUGGGAUUGAUAAAAAAAAGUUCUUAAAAUUUAAUUCCAGAAAAUAUUCAAAUUAUUCAUUAUGUAUAAUAUCGAGACAUAGAUCAGCACUUGUAAAACAGUAUUGAUGAAAUCAACUAAUAUAAUAUGUAACUUAAGUGUUCCUAGUAUUCUUUUAAUUAGAUAUAAAUGAAAUAUAAAAAAUAAUUUUGGAUUAUAUAAUGAAAUAAAUUAGGUACUUAAAGUUUCUCUGGAAAUAAAACAUUUAUUAUAUUUAUUAUCGAAUAUGUCAUUCAUUCCAGGAGAAAUAUUCAAAUGUAAUGAACUACUUGAAAUACCAAGAUUACUUUCAAGUUUGAUAUAAUAUAUUCUAAAAUAAAGUGUUCAUCUGUGCAACGAAAAUUAUAGUAGUAUGAAUCUCACUUAUUUUUACAGAAAAUGUUAUUGUAUCUAAUUAUGUACAUAGAUUUAUUGUGAGAAAUACAUUAUGAUAUUUUGCAGAACA